AUGGCUUUAAACUCGUACAGCUUGGACUGGACCUACUUUGUUGAGUUCCCAGGUUCAAACGGCACUGCAACCGAAUUGGGGCUCUGGUCCCAUAUCACGCGCAGGUAUGCCGAACGUACAAAACUUGACAGGGGGGCACACCGAUGUAGAGACUCGCGCCUCUCGAUGCCGGAUAUGCGGCCUUCUUACCCAUUUAAUUCCCUAUCUGUAUCAGCUCACAUCCUAAGGACCAGUCAUUCGCGCUCUCGCGCGCGCGCCCUACGUACGCGCCUCACUCGCACAUCGCACAUGCACGCGCGCCCUUCGCGUGCGCGCUCCAUAGGCCUUCGCGCUCCUACCGACUCCUCUCCUUCAUCGUUCAAGCGUGCGCCCGCUUACGCGUGUACCCUCCGCAUCUCUCGCUCACGCGCGCAUCUCGCGCGCCUUCGCAUCGCCUACGCGCGCCUUCGCGCGCGUUACUUUCCCGCGUCUACCAGCGCCCGUCUAGUUGACAUAGUUUCCCUCCACCUUAUUCGCGAGGAACUUCUCUCAGUAGCUGUCCUUUGGGUCGAGUUGUAUUCUCGUAUCCAGUCAAGAUUCCUCACCUUCACCGAUCAGGUCUGGCUAUUGUACUCAAAUCAGAACAGCUCACAAGCGGUUUCGUAUGAUUGCAGCGAUCCGCUGUGGAUAUCGUCACCCUAUGUGGGUGGGACGCGCAUCAAAGUCAUGCGGGGAGAGCCAAACACUACGAUUGUGGAGCUCAUGCUGGAGUUCAAUGUAAAUCUGUCGUGUGAUAGCGUCACACAGAGUUUGUCGUUCAACAUGUCGUCUUCUGGCAUCGGUGGGCAGCCUAUGCUCAACCUGACUUUGGUGAUAUACAAUGCUGUCACGAAUUCCACCAUGUCGUCCGUUGCCAGAACUCCAUACUCGCAGUGGUCGUGGUCUGGUACAUUGACUGAUGUUCUGGAUGGGAUUUUGGAGAUUAUUGUUAACAAUCCAACAUCGUUUGAUGGGACACUAUCUACUGGAAGCAUAGACCAUCUCGUGCUGUGCAAGGGCAAAGGGAACAAUGUCAUGGUGUUCCCCAAGUCUGAUUAUGAUAACACAGAUUUCAACUACACUGACGGCCAGUACACAUUCACGCACCGUACCUAUGGAGCGGAUAUGUUCAGGUACUUAGGCGACUUCACACCGAGUUGGUCUAACUGGACGAGUUGGGAGAAUGUCAUGACCAUACCCGCUGAUGUCCUCAGCAAUUCUGAUACUUUCUGGACGGGACAACAUCUCAUAGUACAAUAUUGGAGUGGUGUUGCAACUACCUCCAGCGUCGUUGUGCAUGCAGAUUUGAACUACAAUCAGCAGUGUCGCGUUCCCCAGCUCCUCGCUCGAGGUCCUUUGAACAAUUGGGGUUAUGACCAGGGUAUCUCCAAUGCGAUGAACCUAGUCAGCGAUGGCACUUGGGAGCUCAAAAUCAUGGCUGCGUGGCCAACGUACCUGCAACUCAACAUGUUUGGGUAUGAUGAUUACUACUACGGUGACGUCGACGGGGGCGGCGUUAUGGAUCGGAUACCACCAAAUAGUAUUGCGCUCAACUACUUAAACUUGUUAGCACCCCCAUAUCCUGCACUCGCAUGGGCACUCAUCGUUGAUGAUGCCACGUUGGAGUGGACUCUUGAGCCUCAUGGCCAUGCAUCUGUCAGCGCUACCUUGUACGGGCUUCUCUGCUCUCUCUCCCUCAUUACCAGAGUUCUCGCAGUCGUCAUUUUCAUGUACUCUUUCUACGGCAUUCACCACAACCUGUACGGCGUGCAGACAAAUUCGGGCGCAAGCAAGUGUUUCCCUAUCAUUGGAUUGCUCAAUAAGUCGGCCGCAGACUUCAAGGAGAGCGUGACGCCCAUCGUGGAAAAGAUCUUUGGGCACAAGCCGAAUGCGGAGAUCGUAGGAUGGCCAGAGGACAAGAACAAACGGCGCAGAGUCCUCAUUGCGACGCUGGAAUAUGAGAUCAUUGACUGGAAACUCAAGGUCAAGAUCGGAGGUCUCGGUGUGAUGUCAUCGCUCAUGGGAAAAGCUAUGAUGGAUGUUGACUUGAUCUGGGUCAUUCCAAAAGUGAAGGACCUGGAUUAUCCCGCUGGCGAACUUGCGGAGCCCAUCGAGGCUAUUGUCUUCAAUGAGCCCUAUCAUAUCGAAGUGGAGAUGCACGUGUGGACAAUAUCACCUAUGUCAUCCUCGACAGCCCUGUUUUUUUUCCAUGCACAGACCACAUCAGACCCAUACCCAGCCCGCAUGGACGAUCUUAGUUCCGCCAUCUUCUACUCCACAUGGAACCAGGCCAUCGCGACCACCAUCCGCCAAUUCCCUGUCAUCGACAUAUACCACAUCAACGACUAUCACGGCGCGCUUGCUCCAAUUUACCUCCUACUUAAAGUAGUACCCAUCUGUCUCUCGCUGCACAAUGCCGAGUUCCAGGGUCUAUGGCCGCUUCGAACAAAAGAAGAGAUGAAAGAAGUCUGCUCCGCGUUCAACAUCAGCAAAGAGCACUGUACGAAAUACGUCCAGUUCGGAAACACGUUUAACCUGCUUCACGCUGCUGCAUCGUUUAUCAGCGUUUAUCAAAACAGCAUCAGUGUCGCUGGAGUGUCGGACAAUAUGUCGAUUCUGCCUAAUCCUGACCCUACAGAUAUCGCGGCUUUGGAUGAGAACCCGGUGGCUAUUUGUGAAGUGCAGAUCGAUCAGGUUGUUGAGGUGCAGCGUCCGGAGAUGAAGCGGCAGGCUCAGGAAUGGGCGAAUAUCAAGCAGGAUCCCAACUCUGAUCUGUUUGUGUUCGUUGGUCGGUGGUCGAGGCAGAAAGGUGUUGACUUGAUUGCGGAUGUUAUGCCAUCGCUCCUUGAGAAAUGCCCUUCGAUACAGUUGAUUUGCGUCGGACCUGUCAUUGAUCUUUAUGGUCGGUUCGCUGUGGAGAAACUUGUUUGGUUGAUGGAGAUGUACCCUGAUGGUGUUUACUCGAAACUGGAGUUUACCGUGUUACCGCCUUAUUUGUUUAGUGGUGCUGGGUUUUCUCUGAUUCCUUCCCGUGAUGAACCGUUUGGAUUGGUCGCUGUCGAAUUCGGGAGGAAAGGUGCUCUUGGUGUUGGUAGUCGACUCGGCGGUCUUGGGUUGAUGCCUGUUACAGUAACAUCUAAAAACCCCUAUACUCAUUUUCCUUUCACUUCCAAACGGGCCGUCCGUACCACGCUUAUCUCUUAUCAUGCCUAUCUCUUAUCUUGA
Molecule: messenger RNA, 3243 nt
Organism: Suillus plorans
Lineage: Eukaryota; Fungi; Basidiomycota; Agaricomycetes; Boletales; Suillaceae
Exons: 7
Coding region: 1-3243 (1080 amino acids)
Biological process (GO): fungal-type cell wall (1->3)-alpha-glucan biosynthetic process
Cellular component (GO): fungal-type cell wall
Molecular function (GO): alpha-1,3-glucan synthase activity
Source: RefSeq, a predicted model, not a curated record